Messenger RNA from Phascolarctos cinereus (koala), 3295 nucleotides. It is a transcript of the gene DRG2, whose product is annotated as developmentally regulated GTP binding protein 2. NCBI's taxonomy places the organism in Eukaryota, Metazoa, Chordata, Mammalia, Diprotodontia, Phascolarctidae. Gene Ontology annotation, molecular function: GTPase activity; GTP binding. The record is from RefSeq and is a predicted model, not a curated record.
CUUCGGCAUUGGCUUCCGGCCGCCGGCAUCCGGCCCUCACUUGCAGCCUUUCCUCUGCCGUCACCGCUGCCGCCGCCGCCAUGGGCAUCCUGGAGAAGAUCUCGGAGAUCGAGAAGGAGAUCGCCCGGACCCAGAAGAACAAGGCUACUGAGUACCAUCUUGGUUUGCUGAAAGCAAAACUUGCCAAGUACAGAGCACAGCUCUUGGAACCCUCCAAAUCUGCCUCCACCAAAGGAGAAGGCUUCGAUGUGAUGAAAUCUGGAGAUGCCCGAGUGGCACUGAUUGGCUUUCCUUCUGUGGGUAAGUCUACGUUCCUGAGCUUAAUGACAUCCACGGCCAGUGAAGCUGCAUCCUAUGAAUUCACCACUCUGACAUGUAUCCCAGGUGUCAUUGAAUACAAAGGAGCCAAUAUUCAGCUCUUAGAUCUUCCUGGAAUCAUUGAAGGUGCUGCACAAGGGAAAGGCAGAGGUCGACAGGUGAUUGCUGUGGCUAGGACAGCUGAUGUUGUCAUCAUGAUGCUGGAUGCCACCAAGGGAGAAGUGCAGAGGUCCCUGUUGGAGAAGGAGCUGGAAUCUGUGGGGAUCCGGCUCAACAAACACAGACCCAAUAUCUACUUCAAGCCAAAGAAAGGUGGUGGGAUCUCCUUCAAUUCAACAGUCACACUGAGCCAGUGCUCUGAAAAGCUGGUGCAGCUCAUCCUCCAUGAAUAUAAAAUCUUCAAUGCUGAAGUUCUCUUCCGAGAAGACUGUUCACCAGAUGAGUUUAUUGAUGUGAUUGUUGGCAACCGAGUGUACAUGCCCUGCUUAUAUGUUUAUAACAAAAUUGAUCAGAUCUCAAUGGAGGAAGUUGAUCGCCUGGCACGAAAGCCCAACAGUGUUGUCAUUAGUUGCGGGAUGAAGCUCAACCUGGACUUCUUGCUGGAGAUGCUUUGGGAAUACUUGGCCCUGACAUGUAUCUACACCAAAAAAAGAGGACAAAGACCAGACUUUACAGAUGCCAUUAUUCUCCGGAAAGGAGCUUCUGUAGAACAUGUGUGCCACCGGAUUCACCGAACGCUUGCCAGCCAGUUUAAAUAUGCUUUAGUGUGGGGAACCAGCACAAAAUACAGUCCUCAGAGAGUGGGAUUGACACAUACGAUGGAGCACGAGGAUGUCAUCCAGAUAGUUAAGAAGUAACCUUUCCUGCUGCUGAUCAUCAGUGCCUGACCCCGCCCUAAUUCCUAGAGUGGCAUCUGAUUGACUGUUAUCAUCUAUAAGCCAAAAAAGGAGGAAAAAAAAGGAGGUGGAGUGGGGGGUUGGGAGGGAGGGAGUGUGCCCAAGAAAGAAAACCUAGAAAGACCCUGGGGUCACGUACGUAUGCUUCCAUGAAGCUUGUUCAAUAGGAGGAUGAGGAAAGACUGACAAGGAUCUGGUGUGGGCCAGAGGUAUUUGCACAGUAUGGGCAUUUUGCUCUUGUAGGAGUGGUGGUCCUAAACUAGGGUAUCUGGAGUCUGUAACCAGAAAUCAGAACUGAGCCCCUCCCUCCCCACCCCCGACUCUGCUUAGGCCCCCACAGGCUGUUGACCAUCAUGCCAAAGUGGACUUGUCGCCUGGCAGCAGCUUGCUUGGGCCAUUGGCUAUAUGGAGCUCAGUGUGUCAAGUAGCUUUCACUUGGUGGAGAGGAGGGGGCGCUAAGAGUCAUGUUGGAAUCUGUGUCCUUGUCCUUAGGGCCUCUCAGUGUGUAUUUCUCUUUCAUGGAUGGACUAGUAUGAGAAUGAUUAAGAGAGUUCUAAUGUGACAUGGUGAGGCUUUUUCCGUCCUGCUGUCCCUUCAAUGAGACCCCUCAUCUCUUAGGAGAUGUGACUCCUGGCUCUCUUUGUUCUACCACUUUGGUACCUGGAGCAAAUUUGCGCCCUUUGAGCCCUUCCCUAUCCUUUCUGAGCCCCCUCCUAUUGCACUAGGCAUCCUGAAAGGACCCCAGGCCACCCUGUGACUGGAGGGGUGAAGAGUAGAAAUCACCUCACCAGCGACAAAUAAACAAAUAAAGACUCUUCCUCCCAUUUCCCUUUUUAGGUCUGUUGGAAAGUCUACCACUUUUGGCCUUGUUCUUUUAUGUUCUUUCUCCUUUUUAUCUUGUUGCAGUCAGUAUGUACAGAUCUGGUUCUACUCAUUUUAUUCUGUCACCUCAUGUGGGUCUUUCCAUAUUUCCCCAAAUUGUUCACACUUAUUUUUUAUAUGUGUCAGAUUUUCCAAACAGCAAAGGUCAAGAGAAGACCGUUCUCCAGCUUGCUUUCUCCAUAGCAGGCUUUGUAUCCCAAUGGGGUCUCCAGGUCCAGGAGGGAAAUCACAAACCACCAAUGGAGAGCUCCUUUCAGUACUUCUGAAUUUUUCUGAUUGUUUGAUGGCUAAGAGUUCCUGCUGCCUCUUCCUUCCUUUCCUUCCCUGCUGGGGAGGCAGGAUGGGAGGGGGACAGGGGUCCUGUGGAGCUCUGGGGAGGCCCCUGCUUCCUCUUAACUGAAAAUUCUUAGCCAUCGAUGAUGGAUUCCCAAACUGCUGCCUAGUAACCACACAUCUGUUAGAUUUGAGGGUGUUCUGUUUGUUUUUCUUUUUGGAUUGAAGACUAAAACAGAAGAAUGAUUUCUUUUCCAACUAGAUUAAAGGUGGUACUUCAUGUGCAAAGCAAAGACAGCUGCCACUUUCCAGUCAAUGGAAAGCCCAGCUCGUGCCAGCCUUGUCCUCUUUAACUCUAUGGGAGUAAGAAAAGCAAACAGGCACCUGGGUGCUGGAGCCAGAAAAAAGAUGGGGUGCCAAAUGGUCACAGUGUGCAGCUGCUCCCUGUCCUGUUGAGCAGGACCAUGCACUUGAAGAGUGGAAAUAACUGCAUUUUUAUAGCACCAAAAUUUGGAAAGGGCUUUGGUCCCAGCCUUGUUGGGGCAGAAUUUCUAGCAUUAGUCCUACUUUAGGGGUAAGGGGAGGAGCUGUGAUUUUGUUGAUGUAGACAAGUGUCACAGAUUCAUCUUAGUUGCCUAGAGUUACACAGCUGGUGUAUGUUAGAAACAGGACUGUGGUCUUCCUGCCUCUGAGGUCAGCUCUCUAUCCAUUCUGCCCCAUUGUGCAGAUGAGAAAAUUGAUGCUGUAAGUGAUUUGUUCUUGAUCUCACAGUUGGAACAUGGGCCGAAUUUGAAGUCCAGCACUUACCCUGCUAUGCCAGAGAUGUCACACGUGCAUUCUGGCCCAUAACACUCCCCCAUGUAGCCAGAACCAGAGAAAAAUGUAAUUGGGAAAUAUUUAACAAAAUAAAACUACAGUAAAAUAUA